CAACUUCUCUUUUGCUUCCAGCACAGAGUGGAUUUUCUUCAGUUGAUGAUGAACACUCAAAUUAAUUCCAAAGACAAAGAAUCUCAUAAAGUUCUGUCUGAUGCAGAAAUCAUGGCCCAGUCAGUUAUUUUUAUUUUUGGUGGCUACGAAACUACCAGCAACACCAUUGCCUUUGCCCUGUAUUUACUGGCCACUCAGCCUGAUAUCCAGAAGAAACUGCGGGAGGAGAUCAAUGUGGCUCUGCCCAAUAAUGCACCUCCCAGCUAUGAUAAAGUGAUGGAGAUGGAGUACCUAGACAUGGUGCUGAGUGAAACCCUCAGAUUAUACCCAGUUUCUGACAGACUUGAGAGAGUCUGUAAACAAGAUAUGGAAAUGGGUGGUGUGUUUAUUCCCAAGGGGUCAGUAGUGAUGAUACCAAUUUUUUCUCUUCACCGUGACCCACAGUACUGGCCAGAGCCUGAAGAAUUCCGCCCUGAAAGGUACUAGAAUUCCAGUAUUUGGAACCCACUAUGAACUG
This is a messenger RNA of Microtus ochrogaster (prairie vole), 517 nucleotides long. RefSeq names its product cytochrome P450 3A31-like. Bases 46 to 486 code for a protein of 146 amino acids. The record is from RefSeq and is a predicted model, not a curated record. Gene Ontology annotation, molecular function: heme binding; oxidoreductase activity, acting on paired donors, with incorporation or reduction of molecular oxygen, reduced flavin or flavoprotein as one donor, and incorporation of one atom of oxygen; testosterone 6-beta-hydroxylase activity. NCBI's taxonomy places the organism in Eukaryota, Metazoa, Chordata, Mammalia, Rodentia, Cricetidae. Gene Ontology annotation, biological process: oxidative demethylation; steroid metabolic process. The transcript is spliced from 3 exons.